AUGACGAGGAAAGAAAGAAAUGUUUUGAGAGGGUUUAGCUCGACUGCGCGGGUGUUUGUUGACAAGAACACAAAAGUUAUUUGCCAAGGACUGACAGGGAAACAGGGGACUUUUCACACGGAGCAGGCCAUGGAUUAUGGAACUCAGAUGGUCGGCGGUGUUCAUCCCAAGAAAGCAGGCACGUUCUGGAAAUCUACCAAUGAAAAACACCAGCUUCCGGUUUUCGGGUCUGUCGCUGAGGCCGUAAAGGAGACUCAGUGCGAUGCGACCGUCAUUUAUGUUCCUCCACCAGGCGCAGCAGCCGCCAUUCUUGAAGCUAUUGAAGCAGAAAUUCCUCUCAUUGUUUGUAUCACUGAGGGAAUUCCCCAGCAUGAAAUGGUUCGGGUCAAACAGGUUUUGAAAUCUCAGACAAAGUCGAGAUUAAUCGGUCCAAAUUGUCCCGGUAUCAUCAAACCUGACGAGUGCAAAAUUGGAAUCAUGCCAGGCUCAAUUCACAAAACUGGGAUGAUUGGAAUUGUUAGCCGUAGCGGAACUUUAACAUACGAAGCUGUGAAUCAGACAACAAGAGUCCAAUUGGGACAAUCAACUUGCAUUGGAAUUGGUGGUGAUCCUUUCAACGGAACAAACUUUAUUGACUGUCUUGAUAAAUUUGUGUCUGAUCCCCAAACUAAGGGAAUUGUUAUGAUUGGGGAAAUUGGUGGCAACGCUGAAGAAGAUGCUGCUGCUUGGCUCACAGAAAAUGCUGGGCAUGGCAAGCCUGUUGUUAGUUUCAUUGCUGGGUUGAGUGCACCACCUGGAAGGCGUAUGGGCCACGCUGGUGCCAUUGUGUCCGGGGGGAAAGGCACCGCAGAGGGAAAGAUUGAGGCGUUAGAAUCAGCUGGUGUGCAUGUUGUCCGAUCACCUGCUAAAAUUGGAGACAAGAUGCUAGAAGUGAUGAUUUCGGCUGGACUAGUUGACGGCACGUUUGCAGAUCAAGCAAAGUUGGCAGAAGCCACUGCUUGA
Messenger RNA from Condylostylus longicornis, 1002 nucleotides. RefSeq lists its product as uncharacterized. The transcript is spliced from 7 exons. The record is from RefSeq and is a predicted model, not a curated record. Gene Ontology annotation, cellular component: mitochondrion; succinate-CoA ligase complex (ADP-forming). The coding region runs from base 1 to 1002 and encodes 333 amino acids. Gene Ontology annotation, molecular function: succinate-CoA ligase (ADP-forming) activity; succinate-CoA ligase (GDP-forming) activity. Gene Ontology annotation, biological process: tricarboxylic acid cycle. Lineage: Eukaryota; Metazoa; Arthropoda; Insecta; Diptera; Dolichopodidae.